Messenger RNA from Malus domestica (apple), 1839 nucleotides. RefSeq names its product transcription termination factor MTERF4, chloroplastic. Gene Ontology annotation, molecular function: double-stranded DNA binding. The record is from RefSeq and is a predicted model, not a curated record. Gene Ontology annotation, biological process: regulation of DNA-templated transcription. Lineage: Eukaryota; Viridiplantae; Streptophyta; Magnoliopsida; Rosales; Rosaceae.
UGAGAUUCUCCACCCUCCCCGCCUCCUCCCCUCCCCUCUCUCUGACUUCCUAACCUAGUAGCUUCCGUUGUAUUUGGUUUGUAUAGACACCAAAGAACCUAGCUUUGGUGUGAAUUUAAGGCAUAUGACAUCAUAAGCUGAGAUUUCAAGAACUUUACAUUUUCCCUUCAAAUUUCUCCUCAUUGGAGCAAAGAAAUCAGAAAAAGUAUAUUAAUUUCUCUGUCCCUCCUGGAAAUGGUCAGCUCGCUGCUCCGAGCAAGAAAUUCCAUCACCAAAAUCCCCAAAGUCUUCCCCCCAAAUCCACAAAUUCUCACUCCAAACUCAGCCCCAAUCCAAUCCCACCAAAACCCAUGUCCCCAACUCCCUCAUACCCAAAACCCUUCAAGGGUUUUGCAGAAUUCUUCCUUUUCAACCCAGUCCUCCAAGUUUCCGGAAUACGAAAUGCCCUCGGUCACUUGGGGCGUCGUCCAAGGCCGGAAAGAGAAGCUCGUCUCCAGGGUCAUAAUCUGUGACUAUUUGAAGAGCUUAGGCAUAAUUCCUGAUGAAUUGGAGAACUUGGAGCUGCCUUCUGCUGUUGAUGUCAUGCGGGAGAGAGUUGAGUUCCUUCAGAAGCUCGGAUUGUCGAUCGACGACAUUAACGAGUACCCGUUGAUGCUCGGGUGCAGUGUGAGGAAAAAUAUGAUACCUGUGUUGGCUUACUUGGAGAAAAUUGGGAUUCCGAGGCCGAAACUUGGUGAGUUUGUUAAGAAUUACCCGCAAGUAUUGCAUGCUAGUGUGGUUGUUGAGCUUGUGCCGGUUGUCAAGUUCCUUCGUGGGCUUGAUGUCGAAAAGCAGGAUAUUGGUUAUGUGUUGCAGAAGUAUCCUGAGCUUCUUGGAUACAAGCUUGAGGGGACAAUGAGUACUUCGGUUGCAUAUCUUGUUAGUAUUGGUGUUAGUCCUAGGGAUAUAGGACCGAUGGUUACACAGUAUCCUUACUUCUUGGGAAUGAGAGUUGGGACUGUCAUUAAGCCGUUUGUUGAUUAUUUGGUUUCGUUAGGUUUGCCGAAAAAGAUAUUGGCCAGGAUGCUGGAGAAGCGGACAUACUUACUUGGUUAUGAUCUUGAGGAGACUGUUAAACCAAAUGUGGAUUGUUUAAUUAGUUUUGGGAUCAGGAGGGAAGCACUUGCUUCGGUUGUUGCUCAGUACCCCCAAAUUCUUGGGCUGCCUUUGAAAGCUAAAAUGUCUUCGCAGCAGUAUUCCUUUAGUUUGAAGCUUAAGAUUGAUCCUGAAGGGUUUGCACGGGUGGUUGAGAAGAUGCCACAGAUAGUCAGCCUUCAUCAACAUUUGAUAAUGAAGCCGGUCGAAUUCCUUCUUGGACGGGGAAUAGCUUCUGAGGACGUAGCUAAGAUGGUUGUAAAGUGUCCCCAGUUAAUUGCGCUGCGUGUUGAGCUCAUGAAGAAUGGUUUCUACUUCUUUAAGAGUGAAAUGGGGAGGCCACUGAAAGAGCUUGUGGACUUUCCGGAAUACUUUACUUACAGCUUGGAGUCGAGGAUUAAACCUAGGUACCAGAGGUUGCAAAGCAAGGGCAUCAGGUGUUCAUUGAAAUGGUUCCUCAACUGUAGUGAUCAGAGAUUUGAGGAGAGGUUGCAAGGGGAGUAUAUUGAAACAGAGACACCAGGUCCAUCAUUUUAUAUGGGUGGGAAGUUAGAGCUCCCGGGAAGUGAGAUGGUGUCAGAUGAGGAUGAUGAGAGUGAUGAUGAAGUACUUUACAGACGCACUGUUUCCUUGUAGUAAAUUUUAUUGACUUUAGAAAAUCAAAUUUAUUUUAAAAUGUUAUUCAUAUUCAUCGGAUUUGGUUUU